This is a messenger RNA of Melitaea cinxia (Glanville fritillary), 2473 nucleotides long. RefSeq lists its product as uncharacterized. Bases 57 to 2360 code for a protein of 767 amino acids. The record is from RefSeq and is a predicted model, not a curated record. Gene Ontology annotation, cellular component: membrane. Lineage: Eukaryota; Metazoa; Arthropoda; Insecta; Lepidoptera; Nymphalidae. The transcript is spliced from 10 exons.
CGUGAGGAAAAGCAUUAACACUUAAUCCUUGCGUGUAAAUAGACUACGAUAUCAAAAUGCAGUUCCUACGCGGUUUUUUCAAGCGGAUCACAGAUGAUCUCAAACAGAAAAAAUUGAUACCACUAAAAAUAUUGUUUUUUGUUCACGCUUCCACUUUAUUUGUUUUAUAUCCGUAUUUGACAAUUCACAUGCGAGAACUUGGAAUCAACGUCGAGGAGACGGCCAUCAUGUCGGCCGUGACGCCGGUCGUCGCUAUAGUUAUGCCUCCUCUCGCCGGCAUGCUUGCCGAUAAAAUUGGAAAUUUUAGGCUACUCCUAGCCAUUUCUUCAGCACUAGGCGGAAUAUCAGCACUUUUACUCUUAAUGGUGCCUGUUGGACGCAUUGUAGUUACGUUUCCGACAGAAGCAGAGUUACUAGUCUCUUGUAACGGAUCUGCGUUACAUUUGCAGCAAGUACGCGACUAUCCUUGUCAGCCACUUCAUCCCUAUGCAUAUGAUAUUAAUCUUACAGUGUUAUCGUGCGGAUUUUUAUGUGAAUUGCCACAAGGAGUUGCUUCGCAAGGAAUAGACACUGUUGUCCACGCGAACUCGUACGAUGUGCAUUUUAAAUCACAAUCUGAGUCACAGCGUCUAGUAUAUCGCAAUACAAUUUCACCAUUACUAAAACACAGGGAGAAACCUAUGAAAGACCAUAGCACAUCGCGUGUGCUCACCAACGAUCCCUUUUUCAAUUCCACACCAUCUAAAGUUGGCGAAAAUAAUAUAUUUUUUCCUGUGCCUCAACUGUACGAAAUAGAUUGCUCAUAUACAGAAACAAACGCAACUUGUAUUUUUGAUAAGAAGGAUUUUAUAAACGGCUCUAUUGAAGAAAACACAGUGAAGACCUUUCGAGUUAGGAUAACACAUGAUGCUCAAAAUAAUUCAUCUGAAGUUCGAAGUUAUUGGGUUAACGCUGUUUCAUUAAAUAACGCUUCGGACUCAAGUGACGAUUACGACGGGAUAGACUCCACUUUAUGUAAAGAUAGCUUUACUCAGGAUUUUAGAGAGUCUAUAUGGAUAAAAAUUGGGUCGCAAAAGAUGACGAAGUGCGCAGCGGCGUGCGCUGCAUCGGCGCCGCGGAAGACGCUCUGUGCCAACCGCCACCAGCAGAUAGAAAUCGACCCGUCUUUUACUUUCUGGACUUAUCUAGCUGUUCGUGUGUUUAUUGGAAUCAUCGGCGGGACAGCGUUCGCAAUGUUUGAAGGUGCUGUUAUAGCAAUAGUAAGGGACCAGAAAGCGGACUAUGGCCUUCAAAGAGUUUAUGGCAGCAUCGGUGGUAUGAUAUCGUCACCUCUUUCCGGAUUGCUCAUCGAUUACGCGAGCAGAGGAAAAGGUUAUACAGACUUCAGACCAGCUUUUUACCUGUACGCGGUUUUAAAAGUUCUUUCUGGUGUUCUGAUGCUGAGUAUUGACCUUCAGUUUAAGCAGCCCGCACAAAACCUUCUAAACGAUGUCAUUUCUGUAUUUCGAAAUAUUGAACUCGUCGCAUUGUUUAUAGCUUGCUUUAUAAUGGGAACCGCAUGGGGAUAUAUCGAGAGUUUCCUCUUCUGGUUACUCCAAGACCUGGGCGCGUCCCGCUCCUUGAUGGGUAUAACGAUCACGGUGGGCGGUAUCGCCGGUCUCCCCCUGCUGGUCCUCUCUGGACCCAUAAUCAACAGAAUUGGUCACGCGAAUGUUCUAUUCAUAGGAUUCGUCUUUUAUGCCAUCAGGCUCAUGGGUUACUCACUGAUAUACAACCCGUGGCUAUGCUUAAUCUUCGAGGCGUUGGAAUCCGUGACGUCAUCUCUAUCUUUUACGGCGGCUGUCACGUACGCUGCGAGAUUAUCCUCCACCACUACCGAUACUUCCGUCCAAGGACUCUUGGGAGGACUCUACUACGGAGUUGGCAAAGGUUCUGGCAGUCUAAUAGGCGGUUAUUUAAUGAAGUUUGUAGGAACAAGACCUACGUAUCAAAUUUUUGCGGCAGCAACCUUUGUAACUGGCUGUGUCUAUUACCUAUUUAAUAGGUUUUGCAUUGGAAAGGGAGCUAUGGGUGAUGAAAAUGAUAUAUGCAAAAAGAAACCAGCGAGUGUAGAUGUCGAAAAUCAAGAUGAUUCUAAAAAGGAUUCAGAUAAACCUACGAUACCGCCAGAUGUCGUUAGUAAAACUGAGAUAAGUAAGAGCUCCGAUGUUGAAGGCCCUAAGGCUUUCCAUUCACAAGGCAGGUUAACAACGGACAGUGUAGAUGGCAGCAGUGACUCAGGCUUUGAUAAUCCAGCGUAUAAUGAAAACGAGUGCGAAACAGUCAAUGGUACGAAAAAGGACGACAAAUCUAAAGUGUGAUAUUUGUGAUACAUAGUUUAUAUUGAUUACAAAUAAGGUUAACAUGCUUUAAAAAUAAUACGUUGUAUAAAUUAUGUAUGAAAAUAUUUAUUAAUAAAUAUUAAUAUAUUGCC